Molecule: messenger RNA, 702 nt
Organism: Mollisia scopiformis
Lineage: Eukaryota; Fungi; Ascomycota; Leotiomycetes; Helotiales; Mollisiaceae
Exons: 1
Coding region: 158-610 (150 amino acids)
Source: RefSeq, a predicted model, not a curated record
ACAUAUCCACCAAUCACUCUACCCGCAUAGCCCACCCCUAUAUAUCACGAGGGAGAACGACGAUGAUACCGUCCGUCCAGCUGCUCCUUCCUUCCAUUCCUCCACCCUUGCAUCCAUUUACUCCAAGAGACGAAUCUCACGCCUCCUUCUCCACAACAUGCUCCCCCCAUCCCUCCUCAAACCACCAACCCACCACCCACACCUCAGAAUUGUAACAUCACCACCUCACUCUCCCUCUCCCUCUACCGCACACCAUUUCCCAACCCAGACAUACAAUCUUUCAAUCCACAGACAGACAGACACAACCACAGACAUAAACACAAAAAUAUUCGCUAGUCACUCUACUCGUCUAACCCGCCCCUUUACAUCACGGGACGACACUGUUCCUCCACUCCAACACUCCAACACUCUACCCUUUCCCUCUACUCCUUCCCUCCUUUCCCCCUUCCUUCCUCCUUCCUUCCUCACAAGCACUCACAAGAACUCACAACCUUCCCCUCACAAACCCCCGGGUCCGCCCCAGAAACAAAUACCCGAGUUCCAUUCACCCACAAGAUUCACAACUCACCCUCCACCCCCCGCCGCUUUAACCCAACCUAACUCAACUUAACUCCAUAACUUACCCGACGAUCAGCAUUUAAAUGACUUAUUGUUUGUGAGGAUAGGUUACACCGUGUGCAAUAAAGAAAAAACAAUAGACAG